CCUAAUUUAUUUGCAUUUGUUUGCUGUUUUCUAUUGGCAGCUAUACCAUCGGCAUGCUGCUGUGGAGAAGGUCAGGGUCACCCGAUUCCAUUCUCAUCGAUGCGCACAUCCAGGCAUUACUUAUCGACCCACAAUCCCAAGAGUUGGUGGAGAAGGUGCUGGAAGGGAGCGGACUGUUUGGAUGGGGAGAGAUCCCCCUUUCGCAGGAUCUUCCUUGGGAUCUUCGAGGCUCCCAGUCACAGCCGAGGACCGAAGGGCUUGACCAGGCUGCACUCUUGGCCUUGAAUCGUGCCCUUGAGCAAGGUCAUCUACCCAGGGCAUGUCUCUAUGCAUGGAGUUAUGGCCUUCAGUCUGAGGUCUGUCUGAGAGAU
This is a messenger RNA of Darwinula stevensoni, 371 nucleotides long. The record is from the annotation of a GenBank genome assembly. Lineage: Eukaryota; Metazoa; Arthropoda; Ostracoda; Podocopida; Darwinulidae.